Messenger RNA from Microdochium trichocladiopsis, 1254 nucleotides. Its product is annotated as FAD binding domain protein. The transcript is spliced from 3 exons. Lineage: Eukaryota; Fungi; Ascomycota; Sordariomycetes; Xylariales; Microdochiaceae. The record is from RefSeq and is a predicted model, not a curated record. Gene Ontology annotation, molecular function: FAD binding; monooxygenase activity. The coding region runs from base 1 to 1254 and encodes 417 amino acids.
AUGGACAAGCAACCGAACCGUCUGAAUGUUGCGGUCGUAGGAUCUGGCCUAGCUGGAUUGACGGCAGCAGCAAUGCUCCGCCAGCAUCAUGAUGUCACAAUCUACGAGCGAGGUGAUGUCCGCGUUGCGACCGGCGGCCAAGGCAUCAUCAUUUCCCCUGGGUCGACCAGACUACUCGAAUCGGUGGGCUUCGACCGCAAACGACCCGGCGCGGUACCGAUCGAUGGCUUCCGAGUCUACGACAUGUAUGGGAAACUGAUGGAACAGGCACCAAUGGGACUUCAAGAAGCCUUCGGCGACACCAUUCUAGCAAUGAAGCGGUCCGAGUUCCGAGAGGAGCUUUUGCGGCUGGCUUGCGGAGGCGACGCAGAGAGCGAGCCGGCCAGGCUGAUACUGCGUAGCAGAGUCACCGCCCUGGACGCCAGUGCGGGAAUGCUCACUCUUGAGGACGGGUCGCGGGUCGGCUUCGAUCUAGUGAUAGUGGCGGAUGGCAUUCAUUCCGUUUUGCGCGACACAAUCAUAGGCAACACGGAUUUCAAGGUCAGGAAGACAGGCUUGACCUGCUAUCGCGUGGACGCCCCUGAGGACUCAUUCCACAAAGCCGCUGCGGGCAGAGAGAGGCCAGAUUGGUGGACAUCUACCAUGGAAGCCAGCGGAUCAUCGUCGAUGAAUAUGUUGAUGGACACUAGUGGACGUGUCGCAGCAUUCUACCCGAUGCGGGAAAUGACUUGGGUUAACUUCUCAUGCGUGGUCAGGACGACCAACUCAACCAAGGAGACCACUGACUCGUGGUAUGCGGAUGGCAACGUCAAAAGCUUAUUGGCACACUUCGAGGGGUUCCCGGAUGUUUUGUGUCAAACACUGCGAACUGCAACGGAAUGCAAGGAGUGGGAGCUACAGGAGCUUGACGAGAUUCCCACCUGGGCCUGUAGGCGUGCGAUCAUGAUCGGAGACGCUGCUCACGCUAUGACUCCCGUCCAAGGCCAAGGAGCCAACAUGGCCGUGGAGGAUGGUGAUAGCCUGAGACUCUUUACGCCAGGCACGACUCGCGACGAGGUUCCUGCCAUUUUGCAGCUCAUCAGCGAUAUCCGCAGACACCGACUGGGACAGGUCUUGACUGAAAAUCGUCGGGUCAACACUGAGCUGACCUCGGUAACGGCGAAGGUAACGAGCAACAAGGAUUUCUAUUACAAUUACCAGGGUAUUCAGCAUGCAGCUGCCGCAUGGAAGAGGGCGAAUAAUAGGGCGGCGUGA